AUGUAUGAGCCUGUGACGAUGGCGAACGAGAUGGAGGAGAUCGACAAGGAGGUCGCACAAGACGUGUUUGACCGCGUGAGCUUCCUGCGGGACCAGGUGCAGCACUACCGCGCUUUGGGGGGCUUCGUGCUGCUGAUGGCGCUGUUCGUGGCAAUGGUGUAUCUGCAGGCCGACUCCUCCCACACCUUCCAAGUCACCUCCGCCCACUCCGUCCUCAUCCCCACCAACUUCGCCCCGGAUUCGUCCAACCGCUUCGCAGGAGCGGGCGAGUUCUACUCGUGGCUCAACAACAGCAUCUUUCGUCAAUUCUGGCAAGACCCACCAUGCGGAGACGGCACGUGCGACCAGCCAUUCGAGUUCCCCGCCUUCGGCCGCUUCGGCUGUGAGGCGGACUGCGGCACGUUCCCCAACCUCACCUCCGUCUCAAUCCAUUUCACGACGUCAUUUUCAUCAAAUGAGGCCCUGGCGGCGUCCUCAUGGAACCUGUGCAUGCAGAGCCCCAUCUCGCUCUGCUGGCACGCCCUCCCCCAGCCCUUCCUCGUGCUGCACGCCCAGUUCUCCCUCGCCCUCGACAUCCCCGACGGCCAAUGGGCGCUCCUCAUCACCGCGCCCAUGGGUGGCGUGCAGGGCGUGCUGCAGGCACAGAAGCCGGGGAUCGCCCGUGGCAGUAAGGGAGGUGGCGGGCGUGUUUGUGGAUUGCGUCAAGAUCUGCCGAGCAGCACCGGCCACCAUCCUCCCAUACGACACCAUGUCAUGCCUUCAUGUGGGCAUGCCGCCAUGUCCCUUGACUUGCGAUCUACUCCUCAGUUCUUUGAUGCUUUUAGAGGAUUGCAGCAGAGGCAACCACAGUCUUUCCCAACUCCAUGUGCACAGUGCUUUUUUUUGGACGCCAUUGCCCUCCUGCACAGCUUUCACGUGCCCACCCAUCGCCGCCUUUCAUUCCCGAAGCCCCCUUUGCAUGCUCAUCGCCCUCUUCCUCUACCGCCCACUCCUGCAGACAAGGCUUCAUAUGCCCGCCGAAAAACAAGCGAGGACACGUACAGGCAUGGCGGCGAGCAUGGAUACGAGCAUGGGCAUGGGCAUGGAUACGAACAUGGGCAUGCUCAAGGGCUUGGGGAGGAGGUGCAUGGGACGAGGUACCGCUUCCACCAGAGCCGGCACCGUGCAUCAGACGCACAUGCAGCGGCGGUAGAGGCUGCAGCGGCUGCUGCUGCCGCACAUGGGGAUGGCAGCGCGCAUGACAGGCCUGUGCCAUCAUUCCAUGCGACAUCGUACCAUUCGGCACACCAUGGGCCAUCAUAUCACGAGGGUUACCAUGGAUCAGCAGCCUAUCAUGGGCCAUUAUACCACGAGAGUUACCAUGGAUCAGCAGCCUACCAUGGGUCAGCGUUCCAUGCAUCAUCACUCCAAGGCCUAGAGCAGUACCAUGAGCAUGCGGCGCACAACCCCCAUGCCUCUUCUGCCUACCACAGCCAUGCCGCCAUGCCUGGGCUCUCCGCCUCUACUGCCGCAACUGCUGGCCUGGCAGCAGCCGGAGGAGCCGUGGGAGCGGUGGGGGUGGGGGGGGAGCGCAUGGUGCAGGCAGCUGAUCUGUCGGAAGAGACUCUUGACCUCCCACAUCUCUCCACGGCUGUCAACGUGUGGACACUCCUCGGCUCCACGGACGCGCAGCGAAUCAGGAACCUCCAGGUGGUGGUGUCACGCACGCUGUACACGAUGAUAAAGGACUCGUGUCUGGCGGGGCCGUACGCCAUGACGCUCACAGAGAGCUACCGCCGCAAGUUCACCGCCUUCCUCUGCACCAUCUUUGGCGGGCCUGCGGAGAGCCUGGAGCUGUGCCGCUUCCGCAACGCCACGGGAAAUCAGUUGGUGCAGGCAGAGGAGCUCUACAGGCACCUUAAGAAGGUGCACCUGGGGGACAGCCUGGUGAUAACGUCGCAGCAGCUGCGGUGCUUCAUAGACAUCCUUAUUGCCGCCAUGCAGUCCAUCACCGCGCUCUCCCCCGACGCCCUGGCGGACCUCUCCUCCUUCUUCCACCGCCUGGACCCGGCCAUCGUGAGCACCAGCACGGAGGGGUGCUCUAUCGGGCAUGGGAGACAGGCCAAAGCCCUUCUUCGAGGGCUUUGGAGGGCACCGCCUGGCGCUGUCGCGGCGCUUCUUCUGCUCGCCCAUGAACGUGGGCGCCAACCCAAGGAUGACUAUGACGACCCCGUGCCCUGUGUCGUCAGUGAGUACCUCUCACUGUGCCCUGCGUUGUCAGUGAGUAGCUCUUUCGACAACAUCUCUUCCGUGCCCUGCCCUUCCCCUCACAUACGCCCCUCACAUACGCCCCUCACAUACGCGCCUCACCGAGCCACCCAUCCACCUGCCCGUCCCACCCCAAAUCCACAUGCCUCUUGCCCUCCUCUCCCCCCGUUUUCCUACUCUCCCCACCCCCCCCCAAGAGCUCGCAUUGGACGACAACGCCACAUUCACGUGCACCAAGAGCUCGCCUCGGACGUCAACGCCACGUUCACGUACACCAAGGUCUUCACGCGCCCGGGCGUGUACCUCUAUGAGAGCGGCAACGACGUCGGCGAGAUCGGGAGCUCCUCCUCGUCCAUGUCGGGGAUGGUUACCGUGCUCGCUCCGCCUCCUGAGCCUCAAGGUCAGUGCUCAACGGUGUUCGCCGCUCUGUGCGCCCUGAUGUGGGCAGCGCUCACAUGA
Messenger RNA from Closterium sp. NIES-65, 2706 nucleotides. NCBI's taxonomy places the organism in Eukaryota, Viridiplantae, Streptophyta, Zygnematophyceae, Desmidiales, Closteriaceae. The record is from the annotation of a GenBank genome assembly.